Molecule: messenger RNA, 574 nt
Organism: Bradysia coprophila
Lineage: Eukaryota; Metazoa; Arthropoda; Insecta; Diptera; Sciaridae
Biological process (GO): DNA repair
Molecular function (GO): methylated-DNA-[protein]-cysteine S-methyltransferase activity
Source: RefSeq, a predicted model, not a curated record
UCUCUUCUUGCAACCUGUCACGUAUGAAAUCAUUCGUUUGAUUUAAGUAAACAAAAACAUAUUUAUUUAGCACCGAAAAGGCAAUUAAUCAAAAAAUGUCCGGAAAGAAAUCACGUGAAAUAGUCGCUAAACUGACAGAAGCGUUGGCCGAAAAGAAAAUAACAAAAUUUCAACAUAACGUUUACACUCAGUUGCUCAGCGUUCCGCUUGGAAAAGUGACCACUUACAAGGAAAUAGCGAAAGCAAUAAACUGUAACAGUGCUCAGGCUAUUGGACAAGCACUACAAAAAAAUCCAUUUGCUCCUGACGUUCCGUGUCAUCGUGUGAUCAGAUCGGAUUUAACUUUAGGCGGAUUUUCUGGCAGUCUCACAAAUGAAACGGUGGACAAGAAAAAGAACCUACUGCAGAAAGAAGGUGUCCAAUUCGUAGAUACGCAGGAUGAUCUAUCCAGUCAGGCCAAAGUGGAGAAGCAAAGCAUUUGGACUUUCGAUUAAACUGUUUGAUCUGUACAUUUUUCUUAGUGUAUUGAUGUGUGCAGGUAUUUUGCGUCAAUAAAUCGUUUGUUAUGAACCAA